AUGAUGGCGCGUUCGCACGGCGGCGCGGCUGUGACGCGACGCUCUGGCCUCGUGCUCGCUGCACUGGCUGCUCUCAUGCUAUCAGGUAUGCUCUCAUGCUCUCAUGUUGCUCUCAUGCUCUCAGGUAUGCUCUCAUGCUCUCAGGUAUGCUCUCAUGCUCUCAGGUAUGCUCUCAUGCUCUCAGGUAUGCUCUCAUGCUCUCAGGUAUGCUCUCAUGCUCUCAGGUAUGCUCUCAUGCUCUCAGGUAUGCUCUCAUGCUCUCAGGUAUGCUCUCAUGCUCUCAGGUAUGCUCUCAUGCUCUCAGGUAUGCUCUCAUGCUCUCAGGUAUGCUCUCAUGCUCUCAAGUAUGCUCUCAUGCUCUCAGGCAUGCUCUCAUGCUCUCAGGUAUGCGCAACACCCUCUUAG
Messenger RNA from Closterium sp. Yama58-4, 405 nucleotides. The record is from the annotation of a GenBank genome assembly. NCBI's taxonomy places the organism in Eukaryota, Viridiplantae, Streptophyta, Zygnematophyceae, Desmidiales, Closteriaceae.